Molecule: messenger RNA, 4095 nt
Organism: Miniopterus natalensis
Lineage: Eukaryota; Metazoa; Chordata; Mammalia; Chiroptera; Miniopteridae
Source: RefSeq, a predicted model, not a curated record
CUAACAGGGAAGUACAACUGAGCUUGGCUAGUCAAGGUAAGUUAAUAGUUGUUUUCUUUGUUUCAAGUUAUGUAACUGAGAUUGGACACAUAGAACAAUAUGUAAAUGCAUUGGCAAGUGUGUGCUUUUUUUCCCUUCUAUUUUACAAAGUGAUCUUCCUUUCUCUUUAAUUUUAGGAAACAGAUAUUGAUGACAGAUAUGGAGAUUUGGAUUGCAGAACAGAUUCUGAUAUUCCAGAAAUUCCACCGUCCUCAGAUAGAACCCCCGAGAUCCUCAAGAAAGCUCUGUCUGGUUUAUCUUCAAGGUGGAAAAACUGGUGGAUUCGGGGAAUUCUUACUCUGACGAUGAUUUCAUUGUUUUUCCUGAUCAUCUAUAUGGGAUCUUUUAUGCUGAUGCUGCUUGUUCUGGGCAUCCAAGUGAAAUGCUUCCAUGAAAUUAUCACCAUAGGUUACAGAGUCUAUCGUUCCUACGACCUGCCAUGGUUCAGAACACUCAGCUGGUACUUUCUACUCUGUGUAAACUAUUUUUUCUAUGGAGAGACUGUAGCUGAUUAUUUUGCUACAUUUGUUCAAAGAGAAGAGCAGCUUCAGUUCCUCAUUCGCUACCAUAGAUUUAUAUCAUUUGCUCUGUAUCUGGCAGGUUUCUGCAUGUUUGUGCUGAGCUUGGUGAAGAAACAUUAUCGACUGCAGUUUUAUAUGUUCGCAUGGACUCAUGUCACUUUACUGAUAACAGUUACUCAGUCACAUCUUGUCAUCCAAAAUCUGUUUGAAGGCAUGAUAUGGUUCCUUGUCCCAAUAUCCAGUGUUAUCUGCAAUGACAUAACUGCUUACCUUUUUGGAUUCUUUUUUGGGAGAACUCCAUUAAUUAAGCUGUCUCCUAAAAAGACUUGGGAAGGAUUCAUUGGCGGUUUCUUUUCCACAGUCGUGUUUGGAUUCAUUGCCGCCUACGUGCUGUCCAAGUACCAGUACUUCGUCUGUCCAGUGGAGUACCGGAGCGACGUGAACUCCUUUGUCACGGAGUGUGAGCCCUCAGAGCUCUUCCAGCUCCAAAGUUAUUCCCUCCCUCCCUUCCUAAGGGCAGUGCUGCGACGGGAAAGAGUGAGCUUGUAUCCUUUCCAGAUCCACAGCAUUGCUCUUUCAACAUUUGCAUCUUUGAUCGGCCCCUUUGGAGGCUUCUUUGCCAGCGGAUUCAAAAGAGCUUUCAAAAUCAAGGAUUUUGCAAACACCAUUCCUGGACACGGAGGGAUAAUGGACAGAUUUGACUGUCAGUAUUUGAUGGCAACGUUUGUGCAUGUCUACAUCACAAGUUUUAUAAGGGGCCCGAAUCCCAGCAAAGUGCUGCAGCAGUUGUUGGUGCUUCAACCAGAACAGCAGUUGAAUAUAUAUAAAACCCUGAAGACUCACCUCAUUGAGAAAGGGAUCCUGCAGCCCACCCUGAAGCUAUAGCUGGACCCAGAGAGGGAAGGACAAGCGACACUAAGGAAUUCUACAGAAAAGCACCGACAGAUGAGAUUUUGUAAAUGUACAGAAAAAGGUUGGAAAGGCACUAGAGUGAAGAUUUACAGACAUGAAUGUUUCUUCUCUGAAAUUACUGUGAAUAUUUAACAAAUACUUCCUUGAUCUAAGUUAUGAAAUACGUAGCAAACUGUCAUCAGAGUAUCCUGUACUUUUUCUAAAGUGUAUUUUCUGAUUUUAACUUUCUCUCCCUUCCUUGACAUUUUCUUAAUUUAAAAGACUUGUUUUAAAGAGUCCGAUACUAUAAAAUGAGUCAGUGGAGGAUGUCUUAAGAUUGCAGCUGGCAGCGGGCCCUUUGCACAAAUAUUUACUUCUGCACUUGGAGCUGCUCUCAAUCUUAGCUGAAUGUUUUAUGUGGGGCACAGUGGGAAGUUCAUGCUCCUGCACUUCCUCCACUUUGGGUUUGAAGUAUUUUCUGAAGGCUGAAUUGGGUCCAAAUAAAAAAAGGGUUUUCCACUUUCCAAAGUAAGUAAGUAAUCAUUUGCCAGGGGAAAGCAUUCUACUUUUAGGUAGGUUUGAAAUUCAAGAGAGGGAGGCUGAAAUUUCUACCUUUAUUGGCUGACUCUACUUCUGAUAAAGUUUGGAAAAACCUAACGUUGCAAAAUCUCUGCAAGAGAAACAAAGGAGAGUUCUGCUCUGAAGAACGUAACGUAUGCACCCUCCACAGAUUAUCUGCAGAUGACAGUAGCUCAGGAGACAGCGUAAGACAGUGAUGUGGCACAGGCUACCUCAUGGUCAAGUGCUCUGCUUUUCCUUGUUUCCCUGGGAACUGAUUUCUAGAAGUUCUGUAGCCACGAGCACAAAAGAUCAAGAGUAGUGAGUAGGGGUGGUGGCUGAAGCAGAGAGGGGGUGCCCAGCUGAGAGAGAGUGACCCAUCUCUGGAUAAGGCUUUGUAUCCUGGGCGCCCUUCCUGGUCCCCUGUGCAGCCCAUGGACACUCACCUGGCAAGAAGGAAGAUCUGCCUGCAGCAGGCCCAGCUCCACCCCGACUCCAUAGGAGCAGCUCAUCUCUGUCCAGUUCCUCUUUCACAUCAUGUCAGAAAACCCGAGGACAUCAGCUGAAGAUAUUUUUCUUGCAAGAAUGAAAAUCAAGCAGAAGUAAUUCCCACCGUGAACAAAAAGCACAUGAUUGUCAAACCUUUCUCUGAGGACGGGACCCUGGGACCAGACGAGGACAUGUUUCUCAUCAAUGAAUGUAAAUAAGCUCACGUUGCUGUAUGCUCUUUACAACUACAUUUAUUGAAGAGUCAGCAAUAAACCUUUGAAAGUUGCCUAUUGCUCCUUGGCUAAAUGUUCAGAGAGGGGAGAUAGAUAUAUUUUAAAGAAUGUUUUACUAAUGAAAAGAGGAAAUAUUUUUGUUUAAAUCAGAACAAAGUUCCAUUAUUUUGUAUUUCUGUGAUACUAUUAUGCCUACAAUUAAAGAGUGUAGACACACAAGGGCCCCACUACAGAUAGCCCUGGGAUGUGAUCUAGAAGAGCUGUUCUCUCACAUGCCCUGCACCGUUACAGUGGAGAGAGAGGAACUCGGUACCAAGAGUCUGAUUUCUCGGUUUGGCAACUGGGUGUAUUCAGUCAGCGUGAUUGCACACUAGUCCAUAAAAACCUAGAAUUGGCAUCAGAAACUAUUUUAAGACAAAAUGAUCACCUUUUUAAAAUCAGGCUACUUACAAGUUAGUUUUCUGCAUAUCUCAUUAUUUGCCUCAUAAAAGCUCCAAAUGUUGAUCAUACAAGAAUUUAGCAUACCAAAGUUUAAAAAUAAAAUGAAAAUUUUGUAAUAGGAAGUUAGGUUGACAAAUUGGUGAUUUGCACAAUAGGAACUCAUUGAAGACACACAGUUCCCUCGCAUUUUCUUGAGUAACUGGUGAGGCACUGCGAUGCGGAAUUAUGAGAACAUCACUGAAUACAUGUAUUAUAAAAUCAAUAUUAUAAUAAAAUGUUAAGCUAGAAAUAUUUGGGGUCACAAUAAUAGCUUUCCUCAAAUAUACUGUGAGUAGGUGUACAUUAUUCUAUAUGUAUAAAAGUAAAUUCUUUUAACAAAGCACUAAAGUACCUUUUUAGUGCACUUUUAUAGCAUGUAUAUUAAAAUAGAAGAUAUUUUAUCAAAAGAUAGCCAUAAAACCUGGAUUUUAAUCACUUUUGUAUUUGCACUAUGAAGAGAGCUUAAAUUCUAGUAUAGCAUCACGGUGGCAGAAAAAUGAAAGACUGGGAACUUCCUUCACAGUGAUGGCUUAUUGCUCCAAAUUUGCUAUUUUUGGUGGUACUCUGAUGGUACCAAUUGUUUCACUUUUAAACCUGUGGGAUGUAAAUGUUUCCUCAGUGUUUCCCCCCUUGUGGUGGUGCAGAUAUACUUACUGUCUGAAUAUAAAAGACCACACUCACCCACCCAUCACCCCCCUUUUUUUUCAUUUACAGCAUCACUUUGUAUUUUGGUAUGAACAAAGAUAGUUUCACCUUGUUCAGUGAAAAAGAAAUAAUAGGAACUGUACAUAUACUGUGUAUGGGCAGGAGAUAGUUUAUGAUAUGUGUCAAUCAGUUCUCUGAAUCUUUUACUGAAACAGGAAAAAUAAAACAAAUAAGUCACA